This is a messenger RNA of Patella vulgata (common limpet), 1237 nucleotides long. Its product is annotated as tubulin alpha-3 chain. The record is from RefSeq and is a predicted model, not a curated record. Gene Ontology annotation, cellular component: cytoplasm; microtubule. Lineage: Eukaryota; Metazoa; Mollusca; Gastropoda; Patellidae. Gene Ontology annotation, biological process: mitotic cell cycle; microtubule cytoskeleton organization. Gene Ontology annotation, molecular function: GTP binding; structural constituent of cytoskeleton.
GGCAACAUGGCGACGGGUAUAUAAAAGCUGGUUGCGCGCUCACUCAUUACAAGCCACAUCUCUCACAGAAGCUACAUCACACAGCUCAAGUGAGAUUUUUGUUUGCCAAAUAUUUUUUCUUAAUUUAGUCGGUGUUUAGUCAACCAAAUACUUCAAAAUGCGUGAAUGUAUCUCUAUCCAUGUCGGCCAGGCUGGUGUGCAGAUGGGAAAUGCCUGUUGGGAAUUGUACUGUUUAGAACAUGGUAUCCAACCCGAUGGUCAGAUGCCAUCAGAUAAAACCAUUGGAGGUGGAGAUGAUUCCUUCAAUACCUUCUUCAGUGAGACUGGUGCUGGUAAACACGUGCCAAGAGCUGUCUUUGUUGAUUUAGAACCAACUGUAAUUGAUGAAGUACGAACUGGUACAUACCGUCAACUCUUCCACCCUGAACAGCUCAUCACCGGUAAAGAAGAUGCCGCCAAUAACUACGCCAGAGGUCAUUACACCAUCGGUAAAGAAAUUGUUGACUUGGUUCUUGACCGAAUCAGGAAAUUGGCUGACCAGUGUACUGGUCUUCAGGGAUUUCUGAUCUUUCACAGUUUUGGUGGAGGAACUGGUUCUGGAUUUACCUCCCUUCUUAUGGAAAGAUUGAGCGUUGAUUACGGGAAAAAAUCCAAAUUGGAAUUUGCUGUCUAUCCAGCUCCCCAGAUUUCCACUGCCGUGGUUGAACCCUACAACUCUAUCCUCACCACCCACACCACCCUGGAACAUUCCGACUGUGCUUUCAUGGUUGAUAAUGAGGCUAUCUAUGACAUCUGUCGUCGUAACCUGGAUAUUGAACGUCCUACUUACACCAACUUGAACCGACUUAUUGGCCAGAUUGUCAGCUCCAUCACUGCCUCUCUCCGAUUUGAUGGCGCCCUCAAUGUUGACUUAACUGAGUUCCAGACUAACUUGGUACCCUACCACGUAUCCAUUUCCCCCUUGCUACCUAUGCUCCAGUCAUCUCAGCCGAGAAAGCCUACCAUGAACAACUCUCAGUAGCUGAAAUCACAAAUGCCUGUUUUGAGCCAGCCAACCAGAUGGUCAAAUGUGAUCCUCGUCACGGAAAGUACAUGGCCUGUUGUAUGUUGUACCGAGGAGAUGUUGUACCAAAGGAUGUCAAUGCUGCAAUCGCUACCAUCAAGACCAAGAGAACCAUCCAGUUUGUAGACUGGUGUCCAACUGGUUUCAAAGUCGGUAUCAACUACCAACCACCAA